Messenger RNA from Gadus chalcogrammus (walleye pollock), 3610 nucleotides. It is a transcript of the gene srrm1, whose product is annotated as serine/arginine repetitive matrix 1. Bases 131 to 2857 code for a protein of 908 amino acids. Gene Ontology annotation, molecular function: RNA binding. Gene Ontology annotation, cellular component: spliceosomal complex. The transcript has 16 exons. The record is from RefSeq and is a predicted model, not a curated record. Lineage: Eukaryota; Metazoa; Chordata; Actinopteri; Gadiformes; Gadidae. Gene Ontology annotation, biological process: mRNA processing; regulation of mRNA splicing, via spliceosome.
UAGUUGCCGGUGCAGUACUCUGGACGUCCUGUAGAUGUAUGCCUCGUGCGGCUCCAGUGCUCGUCGAUUGGAUCUCAGCUGGCGUAGUCCGUCUUUCUUCAGCAGCGCCUGCUAAUAUCUCUCCACAGGAAUGGACGCGGGAUUCUUCCGCGGCACGAGUGCGGAACAAGACAACCGAUUCAGCAACAAGCAUAAGAAACUACUAAAGCAACUCAAAUUUGCAGAAUGUCUGGACAAGAAGGUGGACAUGACCAAAGUAAACCUGGAGGUCAUCAAACCCUGGAUUACUCAGCGAGUCACCGAGAUCCUGGGAUUCGAAGAUGAUGUUGUCAUAGAAUUCAUAUUUAACCAGCUGGAUGAGAAGCACCCUGAUAGCAAGAUGAUGCAGAUCAACCUGACCGGCUUCCUGAAUGGAAAGAACGCCAGGGAGUUCAUGCGAGACCUAUGGCCCUUGUUGCUCAGUGCCCAGGAGAACAUCGCUGGAAUCCCCUCUGCCUUCCUGGAGCAGAAGAAGGAGGAGAUCAAGCAGAGACAGAUUGAGCAGGAGAAGCUUGCGUCUCUCAAGAAACUGGAUGACGACAAGAAGGAAAAAGAAAACAAGGAGCGAGAACGAGCUCAGUCCAAGAGCCCCAGGAGGAGGAAGUCACGGUCACCUUCACCACGACGAAGGUCCCCCGUGAAGCGGGACAGGAAGCCCAGCCCCCCACGCUCUCCACGUCACAAGCCCGGCCCAGUGACCGGGGGUACACCCCCACCUGCUUUGAUGCCGCUGCUCCCGAAGCCAGAGGAGCUCCAACCCGAACCCGAGGUGCCAGCAAGCGCCGUUCCAGAGCCUGUCGUCCCCCAGCUUGCCUCUAUCAGUGAGGAGGUGGUGGAAGUGGAGGUGGCGAAAGUGGAUCCUGUCCCUGAGCUGAAGCAGCCUUCUCCAGAGAAGGUUGCCAAGAAGGAGGAGCGGCCAAAGUCCCGGGAGAGGGACAAGGACGGCCGGAGGGACCGGCCCCGCCACCGAUCCCGCUCCCGCUCCCGUCGCCGCCGCUCCUUCUCCAGAUCCUACUCGCCCCGCAGAAGGCCCAGUCCCAGGAGGAGAAUGUCCCCGCGCCGUAGGAGCCCUCCCCGACGUGGCCCACAAAGCUCCCGACACAGACACAGGCGCUCACCUGUCCGACGGAGGCGCUCUCGCUCCGCCUCGACCUCGGGAAGCAGUUCUUCCAAGUCCCACUCGCCCAAGAAGGCUGUGAAGAGAACGUCUGCCACGCCGCCCCGUAAACAGCCACGCCUCCUUGACCCUGCCGGGAGCCCCCCAGGAAAGGACCGCCGCUCCGCGUCCCCGCGGGCCAGGAAGGGCCGCGGCUCCCCCUCUCCCUCCAGAGCUGCCGGGGUAAAACGAAAACCAGUAGUAGGCAGAGCCGAGUCACCAGCAGACAAUCCCAAACCAAGACGAUCUGAAGACUCGGAGUCCGACGAAGAUAAAAAUGAAAAAGACGCAACCGCAGAUUCAGUGCAACAAAGGCGUCAAUACCGCAGGCAGAAUCGUGAGUCUUCCUCAGGUUCCGGUUCUUCUUCCUCAUCAGAGGAAGAGGCCGCCAAGAAACCCCCGGCGCCCGGUCCAGCGCCCCGCAACGGCGACGUCCGCAGGAGGCGCAGCCACUCGGCCUCCCCGCGGAGACGCCACCGGGACGCGUCACCAAGGAGAAGACGGUCUCCUUCUCCACGAGGACGCGGGCGGCGCUCCCCAUCCCCACGCCGGCGCAGAUCCCCCUCUCCCCCCAGACGGAGGUACGGACCCUCGCUGACUCAUCUCACGGUUUUAACCCAAGAAGCCCCUGAUCAGCGGCCUCCUGAUAACCCCCUCGUUGUAUCUACCAGGUCCCCGUCCCCGCCGCCCCGGAGGCGCUCCCCUUCCCCCCCCCCUCGCAGGCGCUCCCCCUCCCCGCGCCGCUACUCCCCGCCCAUCCAGCGCCGGUACAGCCCUUCCCCGGUGCCAGUGCAGAAGAGGAGGAUGUCCGGCUCCCCCACCAAAGGCUCCCCCCCCGCCUCCAAGCGCCGCGUCUCCAGGUCUCCCAAGCGCAGGAGCCCUCCGCCCGGCCAGAAGAGGCGCACGCCCCCGUCUUCCACGUCUCCCAUGCAAAGGCACCGGCGGAGCCCCAUGUUGCCUUCCAACCGGCCGGGCAGGGACGCGCGGUCCCCGGCCGCCGCCGCCAAGCGCCUCUCCCCGUCCCCGGCGCAGCGAGGCCGCGGCGGGGCCAGGGGCUCCGCAAGCCCCCCCAGGCGCUUCGAUGCCACCAGCACCUCUCCAUCCAAUCAGAGGAGGCAGCCGUCCCCCUCCCAUGGCAACAGAGCCAUCCGCAGGGUGUCCAGGACCCCGGAGCCACGCAAGAACCAGAGGUCCUCUGCGAGCCCCCAACCGAUAAAGAGAAUGUCCUCCAGGUCGAGGUCCGUCUCCCCGGCUCCGCCGGCGGCCCUGAAGCGUCCGGCGCCGGGCUCUGCCUCUCCUUCUCCCUCUCGCUCUGCCAGCGGCUCUCCUCCUCCAGCCAAGAAGGCCAGCAGCGGUUCUGCCAGCCCAUCCCCCAGCAAGAAUUCGGACGCAGAGGGCGGAAAGAAGAAGAAAAAGAAGAAGGAGAAGAAACACAAGAAAGAGAAGAAGCAUAAGAAACGCAAGAAGCACCGGAAGGAGAAGAGCGGCGGCCCGGCGACGGGAAACGGCCAGGAGAGCCUUGGGGCGAACGAGGACCAAGAUUCAAAAAAGGAAUCAGACAGCGAAGUAGAGGACAGCCUGGAUGAUCUAGAGAAGCACCUGCGGGAGAAGGCACUGCGCUCCAUGAGGAAAGCACAGAUUUCCCCAUCGCAGAUGUCCUGAGAGCCAGGGCGUGUGUUAAUUCUGCUGUCUCUUUCCCCCUUAUCCUCCCCCCCCUCUCUUUUUGAAGUUUGUCCCUGACCUGGUUCAGCUUUAGAAUGUACAAAUUAUUUGUUCUUUAGUCAUAUUUUUUUUAUUAUUAUUACGGGUUUGGUUUGUCUGCAAGGUUGGGGUUAUUAAUAGGUUGAUUUGAACCAGGAUAUCUCAUUUCAGUUUAACCCAUUGUGUAUUAUGAAGGUAUAUUAUCUAAACCGUGACAUACCUGUUCCUACUUAUGGGUUUAAGGACUGAAACGGUCUAAAGAACAUGGCCUGCAUUAGGGAACAUGUCAAAUCUACCACAAACACACACACACACACACAAUAGCCGACUACAUGUGAAUUUGACUGCAUGUAGGACUUCCAUAACUCUGAUGUGCAUGACCAACGACCUAGGAGUGUAGAGGGGAACUGGCAUUCUGUUACAAGGACCUAUACAUAGACCUAGGACAGUCUCACACCACUCUUCUGCGUGCACUGUAUACAACAUUGUAGCAGAAUGUCUUGCCUCAUAUUUGAUGUUCUACAGGUGUUUGGCAUCUUAAAACUAUGCUGUUAAUGUAUGGCUCUGAAACAGUCUGAGAGGUUACUUUCAUUUUCAAAAUAAAUUGGUAUAACGUUAUGUUGAUCUUGCGCCCGUGUACCAUUUCCUACCUGGCUUUUGACAUCCUUUGAAAUUAAAAACCUUUUUUAUAAUAUCUGGGGGUUGUACUUUCUU